AUGACUUUGAUACCGACGAGCACAUCUCACUUGGAUCGCGUCCUACUGCUGGUAGGCAGCCCAGGACGGUACCACUUCCUGAUCGCCUUCUUGCUGUGCUGUAUGCAGUUCCCAGUGUCCUUCAGUGAAUAUCUUCUCGGCUUUUACACCAUAACACCCAAGCACAGAUGCAGAGCGGAGUCAAACUUGACUCUCGGAGACUACGAUCUGCGGCCCAUCGAAACAGCGAAUGGAAGAAGACAGUACUCUUCAUGUGAGCUGUAUAAAGAUCCCACGGAUCAUUCCAAAGGUACAAAGCCUUGCGAUAAUGGUUGGGAAUUCCUGGUGAAAACUGGAGAGGCUAGUGUGGUAACUGAGUGGGAACUAGUUUGUGAAAGAGAACCCUUGGCUGCACUUCUUCCUUAUGUGACUGCUGUGUCUGCGAUGCUUGGAGCUUUGACGUCUGGAAUUUUAGCGGAUAAAUAUGGACGGAAAUAUGUGCUUCUGCUUUCUCUGCUCUUUCAUACAAGCUUUGGAGUAUUUUUACACUUCCUUCCGUUAUUUGGAGUAUUUGCGACCGUUUUCAGCAUGCAAAGCUUCCUUAUUGCGGGUGUACAAUGUACAUCAUACUUAAUGUUGAUGGAAAAUUUGCCUACCAAAUGGCACGGCAAAGCAGCUCUCGCCAUUGCUGUUUUUCAGUGCUGCGGACAAUUAAUAUUGGCAACUCUAGCAUGGCUCAUUAGGCACUGGAGAUACAUCCAACUUGUGAUAUCAGCGCCUGGAGUAGUAGUCAUUGGAUAUUUCUGGCUACUUCCCCGCUCUCUCGCCUGGCUCGUGGUCGAGAACCGGCAACACUCUGCCCAACUGCAGCUGGCCAGAUUCGCCAACGAUCCCUCACUGUCUCUGGUCCCCAGCCUGAAGAUGCAAUUGCUGAAAUCGUGCCGGGUCGCCCUUUCCAUGCCCGGUGGAUACGCAACCAGGCACGGCUUCGAAACAAUCAUCUGCUCCGCGAGGCUUCGAGCCCUCGCCUUUACACAGUACUACCUCUGGUUUGUGGUUUUCCUGAUAUCUAAAUGUCCUGUGGAAGAUUUACCAGUUUUAAAAGAAAAUCCAUUCUCUCGGUUGUUCAUUCACGGAGUUUUAGAGCUGUCGUUCGUUAUUCUAAUGUUUCUUGCUUCGAACAGUGCUGGCUUAAAACUUACUCAAGCAACAUCUCUUUCGAUUUGUGGUAUCUGCUGCAUGUUUUCUGCUAUCGUGAGUCAUCAAGUUGUCCAAAUGAGAUUUCGAUUUGUUUCAGAAAGAAAUCUUCAUCAUUUCGCACCAGUCUUUGCUUUGUUGGGAAAAUGUGUUGCUAAAGCGUCGUGUAUGACAUUGUGGAUUCAUGCCGUGAAGACAUUUCCUACCGGAGUGAGGGGCUUAGGAUUGGGCUCUUGCAUGUUUUGGGGUGGAGUCGCUCAUCUCUUUAUUCCUGAUAUAGAAAUGUUGGGAAACCAUUCCCGGCUCACAGUAUUAGCAAUCGGAGGUGCACUAAACUUCAUCGGUGCCAUUUUGACGUCAUGGUUUUUCCCAGAUUGCACAGAGCGUCCUCUUGCCACCAUAGCCGAGGAAGUUGAGAUCGGACGCUCCAAGAUCAUCAACGACAGCGAUCUCGACUUCCGGGACACUUCCAUUACUUCUGGAUUCGUCCCAAACAUCACCACAGAAGACGUAGAGGAGUCGGCGUCCCGUUCUACCGACAGCCUGAACGACACGCCAACCAUGAAUGUUGGUCUCUUGCGACGCUUGGCGACUCUUGUCCAGCUCAAGACUCAGAGUUUACUGCGUCCAUCGGUAGGGCCGAUUUCAAUGCACUUGAGUACGUCCAAGCAACUGGCACCAAUCAGUGUCGUGAUGGGCAGCGAUGUGUUUGAACCAGUUACUGGUUUCGUCUUCAAAUGGGACAAAGCAGAACCAGCGGUGAAGAUAUCAGAUUUUGAGAAAGAGAUGUCUGCUUACUGGAAACCAAACAGUGAUCCCAAUGAGAAGGAACUCAACGACAGACAUUUAAAUACUUUGAAUAUGUUGUACAACAUUCAGAGUAGUGAUAUUCAGAGUAAUGAUGCGAUUAGAGAAGAAGAAAACCUUAACGAAGAGGAAUGUCUGUGUAAUUCUGAGCCAAGUACAGACAGCAACAGUAAUCUUUAA
Messenger RNA from Uloborus diversus, 2163 nucleotides. Its product is annotated as organic anion transporter 3-like. Bases 1 to 2163 code for a protein of 720 amino acids. Gene Ontology annotation, molecular function: transmembrane transporter activity. Gene Ontology annotation, biological process: transmembrane transport. The record is from RefSeq and is a predicted model, not a curated record. Gene Ontology annotation, cellular component: membrane. The transcript has 9 exons. NCBI's taxonomy places the organism in Eukaryota, Metazoa, Arthropoda, Arachnida, Araneae, Uloboridae.